AUGAGGGAUGCUUUGUAUAUUUAUAAACUUGGUGUACAAAAUCAAGGUGCUUAUAAUGCAUUUUCUGAUGUGUAUCCAAAUGCAAUGGUUAAUGGUUGCUAUUUUCAUUUUACCAAAAAUAUUUGGAAAAGAAUAAAAAAGUUAGGUUUAGUUCGAGAUUGUAAAAAAGAAGAAAUUAGACGAGAAAUAGCUAAUAUAAUGUCAUUGCCAUUGUUACCUACGAAUGAACUUAAUAAUUCAAUGGAAUUAAUUAUUGAUACAUUAAGUAAUACAGAUGACAAAUAUAUAAAAUUAACUGAUUAUGUAAUAAUAACAUAUAUUUCCGGAAAAUUUGAUAUCCAGUUUUGGAAUUUAUAUGAUACCAUUGGCUUACCUUCAAAAAAAAUAGCAAAAUCUAGUAUAAUUCAUGAAGAACAGCUUAUUGCAGCUAAACAACGAUAUGAAAUAACAAAAGAUAUUGAAAUUUAUAAACGUUCAACACGAAGAAAAGCUUAA
This is a messenger RNA of Didymodactylos carnosus, 495 nucleotides long. The record is from the annotation of a GenBank genome assembly. Lineage: Eukaryota; Metazoa; Rotifera; Eurotatoria; Philodinida; Philodinidae.